Caenorhabditis bovis is the source of this 1335-nucleotide messenger RNA. Lineage: Eukaryota; Metazoa; Nematoda; Chromadorea; Rhabditida; Rhabditidae. The record is from the annotation of a GenBank genome assembly.
AUGCGAGAGAUUGUCCAUAUCCAAGCUGGCCAAUGUGGCAACCAAAUCGGCGCCAAGUUUUGGGAGGUUAUCUCGGAUGAGCAUGGAAUUGAUCCGACCGGAGCUUAUAAUGGAGAUUCCGACCUUCAACUUGAGCGGAUUAACGUCUACUACAACGAAGCCAGCGGUGGAAAAUAUGUUCCACGUGCAUGCCUUGUCGAUUUGGAACCGGGAACUAUGGAUUCGGUUCGUGCUGGACCAUUUGGUCAGCUUUUCCGACCGGACAACCUUGUUUUUGGACAAAGUGGAGCUGGUAACAAUUGGGCGAAGGGGCAUUACACCGAAGGAGCUGAACUUGUUGACAACGUUCUUGACGUUGUUCGAAAGGAAGCUGAGAGUUGUGACUGCCUUCAGGGAUUCCAAAUGACUCAUUCGCUCGGCGGAGGAACUGGAUCAGGAAUGGGAACUCUUUUGAUCUCGAAGAUUCGCGAGGAAUAUCCGGAUAGAAUCAUGAUGACUUUCUCUGUUGUACCAAGUCCAAAAGUCUCGGAUACCGUUGUCGAACCGUACAACGCAACGCUUUCCGUCCAUCAACUAGUUGAGAACACCGACGAGACCUUCUGUAUUGACAACGAAGCUCUCUAUGAUAUCUGCUUCCGUACAUUGAAGUUAACUACUCCAACAUAUGGUGACUUGAACCACCUUGUGUCAAUGACAAUGAGCGGAGUCACGACAUGCUUAAGAUUCCCUGGACAGCUCAAUGCUGAUUUGCGCAAGCUUGCUGUGAACAUGGUGCCGUUUCCACGCCUUCACUUCUUUAUGCCUGGAUUUGCUCCAUUGACUUCACGAGUUAGCCAACAAUAUAGAUCUCUCACGGUUCCGGAAUUGACGCAACAAAUGUUUGAUGCAAAGAACAUGAUGGCUGCUUGCGACCCACGACAUGGGCGCUAUUUGACUGUCGCGGCAAUGUUCCGUGGAAGAAUGAGCAUGAAGGAAGUCGAUGAGCAAAUGCUCAAUGUUCAAAAUAAGAACUCGUCGUAUUUUGUCGAAUGGAUUCCGAACAAUGUCAAGACCGCUGUUUGCGAUAUUCCGCCAAGAGGUGUCAAAAUGGCAGCGACAUUUGUUGGAAACUCGACGGCUAUUCAAGAAUUAUUCAAGCGUAUUUCCGAACAAUUUACUGCAAUGUUCCGCCGUAAGGCUUUCCUUCAUUGGUAUACCGGCGAGGGAAUGGAUGAAAUGGAGUUCACUGAAGCUGAAAGCAAUAUGAAUGAUCUUGUCUCGGAGUAUCAGCAAUACCAAGAAGCGACGGUGGAUGACGAAGGAGAGUUCGACGAGCACGACCAAGAUGUCGAAUAA